This is a messenger RNA of Penicillium atrosanguineum, 1944 nucleotides long. RefSeq names its product Rad21/Rec8 N terminal domain protein. Lineage: Eukaryota; Fungi; Ascomycota; Eurotiomycetes; Eurotiales; Aspergillaceae. The coding region runs from base 1 to 1944 and encodes 647 amino acids. Gene Ontology annotation, biological process: synaptonemal complex assembly; replication-born double-strand break repair via sister chromatid exchange; mitotic sister chromatid cohesion. The record is from RefSeq and is a predicted model, not a curated record. Gene Ontology annotation, molecular function: chromatin binding; protein binding. The transcript is spliced from 6 exons. Gene Ontology annotation, cellular component: synaptonemal complex; cohesin complex.
AUGUUUUACAGCCAUGAAAUUCUCACCUCCCCAGAUCACGGUGUCGCAACUAUCUGGCUCGUUGCAACUCUUGGCUCACGGUCCAUCGCGCGACGAAUCAAUCGAAGAGCCAUACAAGAUGUUGACGUGCCAAGCGCAUGCAGGGUCAUUAUCGACCCGGAGUCUCCGAUGGCCCUACGACUGCAAGGUAGCUUGCUAUACGGCGUUUCGCGCAUCUUUAACCAACAGUGCGGAUACACUUUGCUCGACGCCCAAACAAUGCACGACAAGAUGAUGACCAUGCUGAGGAUUGUGCCAGGUGCUGGUCUAGAUCCCAGCGCUGGGAAGUCAAAGCCGGGGAGUCUCAACCUCCCAUACGACCCUACCUUCCUUCCCGAAACUGGUCUACCCGGUAUGGGCAUUGAUGUAAUCUUACUCGACGCAAUCACAGACGAAGCCCACAGCCAAUACCCCAGUAUAUGGUCCAAAUCUCCAGCGAUCAGUCGUUCCAGUGGGUCUCAAAAUGGGCAAUUUCAGCUUGAGCUUCCUCUCGACGAGCUCAUUGGAGGUAAUGUGAUGGCCGGGCAGGAUGAUAUCAACGACUCUGCACAGAGGAUAGGUCUGUUCGGCAGGAAGACGAAGCCGAGUGUUGAAGAAAGUGUUUUGUUGAAUCCUGAUUUCGAAUUCGAUGAUAACGGAGAUAUCGUUGAGUUUGAUGCGAGCAGGGUUUCUCCCAACAGAAGAAGGGGAACAAGUUUCGAUCCGAGGCUAAGUGAGGGCCCAAAUCUGCAGAAGGAUCAAGGGGAUACAGUCCUGGCAAACGACGAAGCAGUGCUCGUUCGUGACGAUAACGUGAUGGACCUUGAUGUCCAACCCGGAGCUGAAGUUAUCUUACCUGGCGUAGAUGUCUUGACUGAGACUGUGCGCCUCGAUAGAUCAAUGGAGAAUGAAAGACGAUUGAAUCAGAGGCAAAGAGAGGCCAAAAUAAUUGUUACGGAUGUGGUGACAACCCUACGAAACACAGACCUGGCACGAUGGAACAGUGAGUAUGAGGCAAACAUGGCGCAAGCCGCAAAGCAGAAGCAAUUGAACAAAUUGCCAACAAUUGCAAAGAAGAACGCCGCCUACUGGGUUCUUGGCAAGGGAAUUGGCGCUGUCGGCAAUCCACUCGGUCCUCAACAUAUACCUCACCCGCUUAAGUCUUACUCAGGCGAGGAGCUAUAUUACGCCCUUUGUCCUGAAGCUGAGCGCAAACGGAGACGUACAGAAGGUACCGGAGAUGACAGUGAUUCAGGGGAGCAGAGCCGCCAAGUACGCCCUCGAGAGGGACAGGUGAAUCCUAUGGACGUCGAAAUCGCGCGUCACGCACCAUCCAGCGUGCUAGAUGACCACUCUUCCUUGAUGCCAUGGAACACUAUUGUAUCGAUUGAGAGCUCCCACCGAGGCCAGCGCUUUAGAAGCGGAAGCGAAAUCUCCUACGGUUCGCGACGCCGCGGUCGUAUCCAAAGCGCAAGUCCACUGGCCGGACGAGGCUAUCGUGAUCGAGACAGCAGCCUCGACAUCUCAGGCAAUUUUGGUGACGAUCUGGACGACUUCGAGAUAACCAGAUACCUCGAAGCCGGACUGUCCCCGGACAAAGGAGAUAUCAGUGAAAUGGACCCGCGGAAAAUCAACGGCGAGAAGCACAUCGCCAAGAUGCUUGACCAAGGCACUUUGAAUUUUUGGGACUUUCUCAAAGACAAGAUGCUCCCAUCCAAAGGCGGUCGGAUCGAAUUCGAAACUCUCCUCCCGCCCAAGGAGACCUCGCGCACGGUGGCUACACAGGCUUUCAUGAACGCGCUCACGCUCGCGACAAAAGGCGCUAUCAGCGUCGGCCAGGAGCCAUUUCAAGAUCAGGGCCCUUCAAGCUGGGGUAUUCGCUAUCAAUACGGUAAACUCUGGCUGGGAGUUGCGCAGCAGCAAUAG